AUGAAGGAGGACUGGCAGCUGUCGCAGUUCUGGUACUCUGCCGACUUUGCGUCCCGCUUUGCCACGUUCCUCUACGCGCACUGCACCCCGUCGACCCGGAUCGCGUUCCUGUCGUGCCCGACGUCGUACGUCGGCUUCCAGCACCAGAACCCGCUCCCGCACGUGUACCUGUUCGAGUACGACGCCCGGUUCGGGCUCGUCGCCGGCGACAACUUUGUCAAGUACGACCUCGAGGAGCCAGACGUGUUUCCUCAAGAGCUGCGCGGCAAGAUCGACAUCGCGAUUGCCGACCCGCCGUUCCUCAACGAGACGACCAACCGCUACUUUGCGCAAACGCUCAACUCGCUCCUCGACCCAACCUCGGGCAAGCUCGUCCUCCUCACGUCGACCUCGACGCGUGCGUUCCUCCCCUCGGUCUACACCUCGCCGCCCGCCGGCCCGUUAUACCGCACCAGUUUCGCCGUCGAGCACGCCGGGAGCCGACUGCAGAACGAGUUUGGCGUGUGGACGAGCUGGGAGUGGGAGGGCGAGGUCGAGGGCGUGAGGUGCGAGGGGCGGGAAGAGGGGGCGUGA
Messenger RNA from Rhodotorula graminis WP1, 573 nucleotides. RefSeq lists its product as uncharacterized. Gene Ontology annotation, molecular function: protein-lysine N-methyltransferase activity; nucleic acid binding. Gene Ontology annotation, biological process: methylation. The transcript is spliced from 3 exons. Lineage: Eukaryota; Fungi; Basidiomycota; Microbotryomycetes; Sporidiobolales; Sporidiobolaceae. The coding region runs from base 1 to 573 and encodes 190 amino acids. The record is from RefSeq and is a predicted model, not a curated record.